AUGGCUAGAGCGGCAACCAAGGCAGCCAACGGCGCCAGAAAGACAAAAUCCGAGGGCACCAACAAGAUCACCAAGCGAACCAAGUUCGCCAAAGAUGCGGUGCCCCUCGAGAAGAAGAUUUCCAAAACUUUGGGCAUCUCGAUCUCAACGGCAAAAGAGGCAAUUGCCAACAAGAACGAGAAGCGAGUACUUCGCGGCGAGUGGCCAGCAGAGGAGCUUUUCUUCAAAACCUUCCCAGAGGACUCGGCUUACGAAUACCUGUACACGAUUCUGACAGAGCGCGGAUGGAAAUUCGCCGGGGAACCUUACAAAGGAGACGAUAUGAACGCGCUCGAGAAAGUCAUCAAGAAAGCACAGCCAAAGCGUUGUCUCUGGCUCGUCGAUGAGCAGGAAGCUCAGAUUCUUUCGAAAAUUCCAGCCGACAAUAUCCCGGGAGGACGACACAAGAUUGGAUGCAUUCUUGGCGCAGAAUCAGCUAAUUACAAGACGAACAUCACCAAGAGACUCAAUGACAAGCCGUACUACCCUAAGAGCUACUACCUUCCAGCCGAAAAGGACAGAUUCGAAGCCAGUAUCGCGAAGGAGGAGCAGCCCUUGUGGAUCUACAAGCCGAAAAACGAUUAUGGCGGAUCGGGAUGUCUUGUGUACAAUAUUCACGAUAAGGAAUUCAGACGCAAGAUGGCAAAGAUGAUCCAGUCAAGACGGCAUUUCAUUCUUCAGCGAUACAUCGAGAACCCCCUUCUUUUGGGCGACUACAAGUUUCACCUCCGAGUCUUUCUUGUAAUAACAUCCAUGCAGCCUCUGUGCGGGUACAUGCACACGGGAGGUCAAGUGCUCUUUUCUACCCACAAAUACCGCAGAGACGAAGACUCGCUUGGAGAAAACUUUGACAAGCAUGCUCAUCUCACCAACUGGUCAAUUCAUCACUUGUCCGACAACUUCUCUGCCCUUCUUGAAGACAAACCGGUUGUCGGAAUCGGCUGCGAGUGGCGAUGGCGAAAAUUCAUCUCUUACAUGAAAAGUCGAUUCUCUGAUUUCAAGCCAGAACAAAUUACAUCUCAACUUGUCAGGAUUUCCCGUGACGUCAUGAACGCCAUUGCUGCUCACGACAACGUUAAGCGAAACAUGAAGAAAAUGGUGCAUGGACGUCAUUUCGAAGUCUUCGGCCUCGACGUGAUGAUUGACGAUAAACUCAAAUGCUGGCUGCUCGAAUCGAACAACUCGCCUGGACUUAACAGAUCCCCUGAAAAGGUCCGAGUUCCCGGAAGCAAAAAGACAAGAUUGAAUCCAGGUGCUCGUGGCGCUACUAAGGACACGCACUUCAUCCUUCACGACUUGUUUACCCUACUUAACAUCGACAACUUCAACAAGAAAGGAUCGAAGAAAAACUGGAUCAAGCUCUGA
Molecule: messenger RNA, 1404 nt
Organism: Oikopleura dioica
Lineage: Eukaryota; Metazoa; Chordata; Appendicularia; Copelata; Oikopleuridae
Source: the annotation of a GenBank genome assembly